AUGUAAAACAAACUCAUAAAUCAAACCGUCGUGUCUGCUUGUGGUUGGUAAAGCCAUUGGGGGAAAAGUCAUAUGAUUAUGUCAUCUUAUCGACCAACUCUUGUACUCUUUCAUGGGAUUAAUGUGAAAAUGCUAUUCCAAGAACUGCUUGAGGUCUUCAGAACUUACCUCUCUCUUGAUAUCUGUUUGUAGAUAAUAAAAAUAUUACAGUACUCGCUUAAAAUUUUCAGUAUUUUUUUGAUGGCUAGUAAACCCUGUCAAGUACUUCUAGUUGACGUGGCGCAACCAUUUUCGCAUAUGUCAUUUGUAACCCCCUGACUGAGUUACAGAGACGAAAAAGGGCUCGUCAAAGUAUACGGAUUGUCGUUCAAAACGUGCAGAUGAUCACCCAAAAUCAAGCAAACUAUUUCUCUCGUUCCUUCGUCGUAACGAUCCCGAUAUGAGAGAGAUCGCUAGCUUUAGCGAGAUCUUUAUUGUCGGCGGAGAUACCGUUUCGGCUUAUCGUAUCUCUUCUGUGGCAAACUCUAUGACAUGAUCGUAGUGACGUAAUUUUGAGAUGGCGUGGCCAGGUGGUGUUUAGGAAUAACAUAUGCAAAAAUAUUUGUGCCAUGCCAUCUAGAAGUCUGUACCUUUAGUGAACAUGCGCCUUUUUUAUCUGUAACAACUGUACAAAUUGAACUGUACUCUUCAUUAUAGUAUAUAUUUAGAAUCAUGAGUCUCUGGCGAUUAGUUCAUAUUGGACCGUUUAUAGCUUUGUUUGUAACCUUUGUAUGUUACUGUGUUGCUGUCAUCGAUAGUUAUCUGUGGUUGUUUCCACUUCACACAAGCAAAUUUGGGAUUUGGAAUCUGAUAAUUCUCACAAUAUGGCUAGCGUUGAUCUUGCGGAACUUUUUCUUCGCUGUUUUGCUUGGUCCCGGGUUUGUUCCUCUCGAAUGGACACCGGAUGAUAAAGAUGAUGAAAAGUACCUACAAUACUGUUUUAUAUGCAAGGGAUAUAAACCACCAAGAGCGCAUCACUGCCGUGCAUGCAAACGAUGUGUUAUGAAAAUGGAUCAUCAUUGUCCAUGGAUUAAUACAUGCUGCGGUCAUCAGAAUCAUACAAAUUUUGUAUUGUUUCUCUUUUUUGCACCUGUUGGGUGUAUCCAUGCAUUAAUAGUAUGCAUUUUUACAUUACUUUAUCAAUUACUAUGGAGGGCAGAAAUGUAUCAAUAUGCAGUUGCACCUGUUCACUUUGGUGUAAAUGCAUUUUUUUUAAACAUUAUCGCUUGUGGUCUUGCUUUUGGUACAAUUGUUGCCGUUGGUGUAUUAUUUGCACAACAGCUUAAAAUUAUAAUAACAAACAAAACAGGCAUUGAACAAUGGAUUAUUGAUAAGGCUGAAGAACGAACAGGCCAAGGUGCACCCCCUUUCACAUACCCUUAUGAUUUGGGAUAUAAAAAGAACUUGAGUCAAAUUAUAAACUGGAAUUGUAGGCCUGAAGGGAGUGGGUAUUCAUGGCCUGUUGUUGAAGGUUGCACAAACCUUACACUAUCAAUUGAGCAAUUGGAACAAAAGAGAGAAAAACGUAAGAGAACUGUUUUGUUUUUGGUGAAAGAAUCAUACUCUGGGUGGUGGUGUCCUUGCACAAAAGGUCUAUGCACAUGCAUUCGUAUACCUAUAUCUGAUGAACCGCGUAUUCGUCUGGAAGUUGGAGAUAAAAUUGAAGUGACGAGAGGGUCACAUUAUUGGCUGUAUGGGAACAAAGUUUUGUCUGAAACAGAAUCUAAUGAAGGAAAACGUGUCAGAGGAUGGUUUCCAAGACGAUGUGUCUUGCGAUUAUCUCCACCCAGGGCUAUGCCAAAUGAUACGGAUGAAAACACAAAAAAGAAAGAUUGAAAUUGAUCUUAAUGAAGCUAUAAUUUAAAAAAAAUUUUAUUGAAUAUCUUGAACAUAAAAAUUCAUAUAAUUUGCAGUGUUGUUAUAUUAUUAUGGCAUUACCAAAUGUUUAAUAUUUCUGACAAAACUCUGUUUUGUUGAUAUUAUUCUUGAGAACAAAAGUUUAAAACAUUCAAUUAUGACAAACCAAGAAAUGAAUGAAAUUUUCAAAAUGCCUCAGACUCCUAAAAGCUUCAACAAAGUUACUUUUUGUCACAAAUGACUUAUGUAGCAUUGAAAUACUUGAUUCAAUAUUAAUAAUCAUUUGGUAAUAUUUCAUCUUAACUAAACAAAUUUCAUGUCAGAGACUGUGACUACUAUAUAUUCUGUGGCUUUAACGCGUUGUAUGCCCUGCAUAUCUAUGCAAAUGAGAGCUUACUCAAGAGUGCCUCAAAACUUCCUUAUAUUUAUGUUUAAAAUUGAUCUAAUUUUCAAAUAGUUCAAUGAAGAUAGAUUGAUAUUGUAUAUCAGGGGUGUGCAGCUCGCGGGCCACAACCCUCCUGUCAAUAAAUUUAUUGUGGCCCUUGUCAGCACUCAGAUUUUCCCCAUUUAGCAUGAAAUCCCAAUCCGACAGUUUAUGUUCUUUCUAUGUGGCCCAGGUAGAUGUCUGAAGUUGUUCACAUGACCCGCCGACAAAAUAUGUUGCACACCCUUCUGCAGCGACUUUCUCAAUUAUGGCAUAUUGUUGACAGUUUUGUUUUUCUUCAUUCCCUGGUGUUAGAAGCUGUAAACAUUCUACCCUGAUUAAAUGGCAACAAAACAUCAAAAUUUAUUCAUUUAAGUCAGAUAAAGAAUAUUAUUGAUUUUUAUAUCUAUAUGUAUAUUUUGCUAGUAGGAAAAUGACAUUAGCCAUGCUUGCUCAAUCUUGAGUUUUGUUAAGCAGUAAAUUGUAUGACUCUGUAAGUAUGACAUAUACCAGUACUCGUAUAUGUUUUUGCUCACAUUGUAGAUAAAUUUAUAAGCACUAGUGUAAUAGUCUUGUAUCAAUUGUUAUACCAAGAAGUAUAACCUUUUUCCCUAAUUUUUUUUAGAUUCAGAUAUGCUUGAAAAACUUGAUACAGAAUUAAACUAAAUCAUACAUAUAUAAAACAUAUGUAAUAAUUUUACUUAAACAUAAUCUUUGAAAAUAAUUCUAUCAAAAUCUUGUUUAAGAGGUAUGAAUUUGUUUAAAUGUUUCAAAUAACAGUUUGCUACUUAAAUAACUAGGCCUAUUUAAUAACGUUAAAUAUUACAUACAGUUUUGAAAUUCUUGGAUUAUGUGCAGCCAACAUGUUGUGUGUCUGUGUUACAUCAUUUUUGUUUUGCUUUUCAUUAUAAACUUCUUGUGGUAGUUAAUCAAGAAGCUUGAAUUUAUUAUAUAAUUUACUUGAAAUAGAAUUUGCUUAUCAUAGGUAUAAUUGAUAAUGUAUUUUUCUAAGAAUUAUGAUCCUUUCUGUUGUUUUACUUUUCUGUGUGGAGAAAAGUGUUUUUCUCAUUUCGAAUUUAAAUAAGUAUGCAUCAUUGAGGGAGCAUACAACAAUUUCCCCUACAUUGACUUGGGAAAUCAUAGUGUGACUAAGGAAUUACGUUAUAUAUUUUGUCUAAAUUUUGAACAUACCAUAUUUAGCCAUUGAUCCAAAACUUUAAUAUCAUAAAACCUGACAAAAAUAUCUUUGCUGAUAUUGCCGACAAAUUUGUCCUAGGCUUGAACUGAAAUUGUGUUUUCAAAUAAUGCUAUACUUUUAAGUUUCAUUUAUGUGAAAUUUUUAUACAUUGUGAAUUUGUCGAUUCAAAGGCUUUGAAAGAAAAAUCUGAAUGCUUAAAACCUAACAUAACUUUUAUUUCAUAUUAUAUAAACACUUUACAGUUCGAGCACUAUGGCUGAUAUUAAAUUCAUUCAAGAUAUAAUUAUUACUUAAGAAAGUUUCUUUAUGAGUAUACUAUGUGCUACUUUACUUCCAAUAUCUUUUUCUUUUAUACAUGAAG
Molecule: messenger RNA, 3879 nt
Organism: Styela clava
Lineage: Eukaryota; Metazoa; Chordata; Ascidiacea; Stolidobranchia; Styelidae
Product: palmitoyltransferase ZDHHC6-like
Molecular function (GO): palmitoyltransferase activity
Source: RefSeq, a predicted model, not a curated record